UUUCAAGUGAAAGAGGGGCCACACUAGACACAAAACACCAGAAUAGAAUAAUGCGUGGCGUGGUCUCAUCAGCGCAUGUGCUAGACGACAUUUUGUCGCUUUUGCGCAGCGCUUCACUGUACGAGACUAUUGGCGGACGCAGCCGAGCACGUCAUGUUACGUCGUUUGCAGACGACGGUGAUGAUGCAGCAACUGCUACACCCAAAGACGAUGUAGCAGCUACUGCACCCAAGGACGAUGCAGCAGCUACUGCACCCAAGGACGAUGCAGCAGCUGCGCCCAAGGACGAUGGAAAUUCAGCAGCUGCUGAUACUCCGGCCGAUGAACCGGCGGCAGAACAGCCCGAAGCUCCCGCAUCGACAGCAGCACCGGCAUUGGAGUUGGAUAAGCCGGAGAGGCCCGAUGACACCAUUCCGUGGUACGAGUACUACGGGGGGAAGACCACGAUUGAUGGUAGACCGCUAGUGCCACCCCUGAUGCGCGACACGAACCUGUACGGGGAGAAGCUCGAACCCUGUGUCUACGCCUCGGAGUCGAGCACGAAGGCGGACGUGUUCUGCCAGAACGACUCGCCGCACGGGGAGGCCGGGUUUCCGGCCCAAUCCAGACUGAUCUGUGUGCACGGCGGCGCGGGAACGCGCCAGUGGGCGGUGGCGGGCGGUGAAGGUGAAGGUGCGAAAGAGGGUGAAGGUGCCAAAGUAGGUGAAGGGUCGUCCACCGGUGACCAAGGUGCAGGGGAUGGUAGUUCCGGUACUAGCCAAAACCAGCCUGAAGUUAACCCCAUCACCGGACUUCCGGUACCGAGCAGCGCGCCCUUUUUCGACUGGCUGACACACGCGUUCAAGCUCACUUUUGAGGACAAAGUGGCACCGGCACCGUGGACCGCGGAGAAAAAGUCCGUCUGUGUCGGGGUCGAGUGGUACCGCCGAGCCAUUCAGUGCGGCCUACCGGUUCCGCAAGUAGACUUAGCAGCCACGAACAAGCAGGUGGAGGGGUACCACAGCAUGCGGGCGCGCUUUUUCGAGGAAUGCAACGCGCUGACCGGCCGUGGGGAGCCGUGCCGCGACCCGGAUCCGGUGGAAGUCGCGGCGGAAGAGAAACCCCCAACACCGGCGGAGCAGUUUACGGAGUACCAAAUUGACCAGGCACGCGAGAGGGCAGAGAAAAAGGCGGAGGAGACGGGGCAGGUCAACUUGAUUGCUCUCCGUCACCCGGAAAGGGGCGUGGACUGCACGAAAUUUCCCGCUGCGGCCGAGUCCAACCACGAGAAAACAAUCAGAAAAUGGCACAUGAAGCGCGACAUGCUCGCGGAAAAAAUCCGCCCGGCCCGCGAACUGGAGGAGGCAGCGCAGGCUGCUUACCAGGAUGCCUGGGACAACGUGUGCGACGCGGAUAUUUUCAAGGCCUCGGGCCAGUGCGUCAAAUCGCAGGAGAGCGUAGAUCUGGUGGAGAGUACCAGGAGGGCGCGAAACCACAAAAUGCGACUGCGGAAGCUGGCGCAGCUGAAUCUUUGUAGGCACGCGGGAAUCGCGGAUUACGACCCGGAGGACCCCCUGCACAGUGAAAAAGACGAAUUUGACUUGUCUCAGGCCAUUCCUUUUUCCGACGAGUGCAAAAAAAUUGAGAAGUACUUCAUGGAACAGAACGCAUCGACUGCGGAUUAGGUGUGUGUAAGUACUACUCAAAGAAGGCAGAAGGAGUACUUUCUACACAUGAUGCACCGACUCUGGUGGUGUACCAGCAAGGUUUUUUCUACAACUCGAGAAUAAAGUCAUGCCGGACUAGUAGUGAUCGCUUGGGUAGUCGUCCCGCGACGUUUUCUUUUCAGCAUUGGGGGAAAAACUUCGCCGAUCCUUUAUUGUGAUGGAGCUGCGGAGGGAGCAGAGUUCUGUGUGCAGUCGCCGAACUGCAAGUCGGGG
Amoebophrya sp. A120 is the source of this 1919-nucleotide messenger RNA. The record is from the annotation of a GenBank genome assembly. Lineage: Eukaryota; Dinophyceae; Syndiniales; Amoebophryaceae.